CUGUGGACAGUGACAGUGAGUUUAUGAUUAAAGGAAGUGGCCAUAAAAAGUUGUGUAUUUACUAUCCGACCGAGAGAAAUCCAUAAUGAAAGAUAGAUAGAGCGUGUUUUGAUGUGAUAAAACACAAGCAAAAACCGCCACUCAAAGGCGAAAGGAGCAGUAGGUUCGAGAUCAGCAUUUCUUCACCCUUUGAGAGUUGAGGCUGACAAACCAGCAGUCAUGACCGAGAAUUUCGACCGAGCUCCGGGGGCAGGGAGAAUCCGUAAUAUUCCAGCAGACACCGAGGUCGUGGGUGCACAGGCGGACGUUGACGACAAAACCAACUUCUUCAUCCAAAGGGAACCGCUGAGACAGCCGCGAACAGCCCCGCCCUUUGCUGACAACGUUAACUCAGUCAGCAACAUGGUUGAUGGAGACAGUAAAAGACAAAACAAACCCCUACAAAGUGCAAAUGCCAACAGUACGUCUGCCUUCAGAGAGUGCAAAGAAGUGAAUUUCUUGGUGAAGUCAUCAACGCUUUCAGCCAGUGCUCCAGAGUUUGUCCCCUCUGGAACAAACCUGUAUGAAUACCCCAACUCUGGUGAUGACAGUGAAAGUUACUACACUGAACCAACUUUAGCUGAUAUGGUCACAGACUUCCUUGACCACCUGAGCUCCUCACCAGGUUCCUUUGACUCGGAUAUUGAAUACAUAACUGGCAUGCUCAACUCCUGGGUUGUUUCUGAAGAGUUGUUGGAGGAGCUGGUCGAACUGAUCUUCACACAGUCCACCGCCAUUCCAAACUUCUCUUACACGGGUGCCAGACUCUGUAACUACCUGUCCCAUCACCUGACUUUUAGCUCACAGAGAGGCAACUUUCGUCAGCUGCUUCUGAAAAGAUGUCAAACAGAGUUUGAGAAGAGGGGUGUAGCUGUUCGAGGAGACCUGGAAACUCAGAAGAAGUUCCACUCCUUUGUGCUCUUUCUGGGAGAGCUGUACCUUAACCUGGAGAUAAAGAGUGGUAAAGGGCCUUCAAGUAGAGCACAUAUCCUCCUCGAUGCUCUGUAUGAACUGAUGAAGAGUCUGUUCUCCAGUCCCACGGAUGCAAACCUCAUCUGUGCUGUCAAACUGCUUAAGCUAACAGGCUCCGUCUUGGAUGAUGCGUGGAAAGAGAAGGGAAUAUCACACAUGGAAGAUUUGAUCCGAAGAAUAGAAAAUAUUCUACUGGAUGCCACCUGCAGCAGGGAUGUCAGACAGAUGCUUCUGAAGCUAGUCGAGCUGAGGUCCAGUGACUGGGGCAGAGUCCGUGCUGCUGCAGCAGCCAGUAACGCCACACCAGACAAUGACCCCAACUACUUCAUGAAUGAACCUACAUUCUACACAGAAGAUGGCACACCUUUCACAGCAGCAGACCCAGAAUAUGCAGAGAAAUACCAAGAGAUCCUGGACAGGCAGGACUAUUUCCAUGAUAGUUAUGGAGAAAAUGGAGAUGACUUAUACGAUUUUGAAGAUGAGAUGGAGCCGGAGAUCGAAGAAGCUUUUGAGAAUUUCUGUUUAGAAUCAGAGAGGAAACGACAGCAAUGACGCAAGAGUGAAAGUCGAAUACUCAUCAGGCACAUAUUGUACAUAUCUCAUUCAACUUGCUGGUACGUUCAAAAGCAAACCAGUCGAAGAGGAGUUUGAACUCAUUUUAAUGCAAACAAGCAUUUUAACAUAGACUUGUUCAUAGUUGCACUUUUUUCAGUCUGUUCAUUAGAAAAUGGGGACAAUCAAUGGGAUAGUUGUUUGAAAUGCUAAAGUAUUAAGACUGUUUGAUAUGGACGUUUUCUUUGCUGUUUUUAAUUCCUUACACCUAAACUAAACAGCAAGAGGGAAAUAGUGUGCUGUGAAUUUUUUUAGAGUUCCUUUCCAAAUGGCAAAUAAGUUUACUCUGUGUGCAUUGUUUGGUAGAUUCUGAAGAAUGCCCCAUGCAUAAGGCUCAGUAUAUGUAGCUUUAUUGUAACAAAACUCAAAUGCAAAAAGUACGUAUUGUUAUCCCUAAGAUGAAAGACUGUUUACCAGCAAUCCCUGGAAUCCAUAAAAUGGAAUGUUGUCACAGUUUGUAAAUAUUUAUAUUAUUGUUUGCUUGCAAUAAAUUCUUUAUAAGA
Messenger RNA from Monopterus albus (swamp eel), 2126 nucleotides. It is a transcript of the gene paip1, whose product is annotated as poly(A) binding protein interacting protein 1. Bases 220 to 1563 code for a protein of 447 amino acids. Gene Ontology annotation, biological process: regulation of translational initiation. Lineage: Eukaryota; Metazoa; Chordata; Actinopteri; Synbranchiformes; Synbranchidae. The transcript has 11 exons. The record is from RefSeq and is a predicted model, not a curated record. Gene Ontology annotation, molecular function: protein binding; translation activator activity; RNA binding.